Lineus longissimus is the source of this 813-nucleotide messenger RNA. RefSeq names its product PGC-1 and ERR-induced regulator in muscle protein 1-like. The transcript has a single exon. The record is from RefSeq and is a predicted model, not a curated record. Bases 1 to 813 code for a protein of 270 amino acids. NCBI's taxonomy places the organism in Eukaryota, Metazoa, Nemertea, Pilidiophora, Heteronemertea, Lineidae.
AUGCAGUCCAAGGAUCGGCAUCCAAAGCACAACAAUGGUGAAACUGGCCUGGUUCACCAGCCUCACAGCCCUCAGAGUUCACCAGCCUCACAGCCCUCAGAGUUCACCAGCCUCACAGCCCUCAGGGUUCACCAGCCUCACAGCCCUCAGAGUUCACCAGCCUCACAGCCCUCAGGGUUCACCAGCCUCACAGCCCUCAGAGUUCACCAGCCUCACAGCCCUCAGGGUUCACCAGCCUCACAGUCCUCAGAGUUCACCAGCCUCACAGCCCUCAGAGUUCACCAACCUCACAGCCCUCAGGGUUCACCAGCCUCACAGUCCUCAGGGUUCACCAACCUCACAGCCCUCAGAGUUCACCAGCCUCACAGCCCUCAGAGUUCACCAGCCUCACAGCCCUCAGAGUUCACCAGCCUCACAGCCCUCAGGGUUCACCAGCCUCACAGCCCUCAGGGUUCACCAGCCUCACAGUCCUCAGAGUUCACCAGCCUCACAGCCCUCAGAGUUCACCAGCCUCACAGCCCUCAGGGUUCACCAGCCUCACAGCCCUCAGGGUUCACCAGCCUCACAGUCCUCAGAGUUCACCAGCCUCACAGCCCUCAGAGUUCACCAGCCUCACAGUCCUCAGAGUUCACCAGCCUCACAGUCCUCAGGGUUCACCAGCCUCACAGCCCUCAGGGUUCACCAGCCUCACAGCCCUCAGGGUUCACCAGCCUCACAGCCCUCAGGGUUCACCAGCCUCACAGCCCUCAGAGUUUACUAACACGUCUACGGUAUUUAAACGAUAAUACAGUUCUCAAGACACCAAAAGGUUAG